AUGGAGACCUUAUAUGAAGCCUGGGAAAGGUUCAGGGAUCUGCUUAGGAGGUGUCCACACCACGGGCUGCCUAAAUGGUUGGUUAUGCAAACCUUCUACAAUGGGCUGAACAACCAUACCAGAAUUAAUAUUGAUACUACUGCUGGAGGUUCAUUGAUGGGGAAGUCGCUUGAUGAGGCCUAUGAUCUUUUGGACGAAAUGGCCAACAACAAUUACCAAUGGCCCAAUGAGAGAAACAUGGCGAGGAGACCUGCUGGGGUUCAUGAGAUAAAUGCUAUUAUUGCACUCAAUGCAAAGACCUGUGAGAUGUGUACUGGGCAACAUGCUACUCGAGAUUGUCUGAUUGACAGCUCAUUCAUGCCUCCAGUACAAGAACAACAACAACAGAAUUAUCAGAAUAGAGGACCACCUGAUUUUCCACAGCAAGAAAAGAAGUCUAACCUGGAAGAAUUGGUUGCAACUCUCACCAAGGUCACUACUGAUUUCAUGGGUGAAACUAAGGCAAACUUUCAAAACCAGCAAGCUGCCAUCAAAAAUUUGGAAAUACAAAUGGGACAGUUGGCCAACAUGGGGAACAACAUUAAAGAACAAGUAAAGGAACAAACUCAAGAAGAGACUGUGGUCAAAGAGAAGCUAAAAGAGAAAAAGGAAGAGCCAAUAAAGCCCUACAAUCCACCAGUUCCUUUUUCUCAAAGGCUCAAGCAAAGUAAGGAUGACAAGAAUUUUCUGAAGUUUUUGGAGGUCUUCAAGAAACUACACAUAAAUAUUCCAUUUGCGGAGACAUUAGCUCAGAUGCCUAGCUAUGCCAAAUUCUUGAAAGACAUCCUUUCCAAAAAGAGAAGGCUAGAGGACCAUGAGACAGUCAUGCUCAUCGAAGAGUGCAGUGCAAUCAUUCAGAACAAGUUGCCAUCAAAAUUAAAGGAUCCAAGGAGUUUUACAAUUUCAUGCAAUAUUGGCAAUAUCGAAUUUACUAAAGCAUUGUGCGAUUUAGGUGCUAGCAUUAACUUAAUGCCUUUAUCUGUUUUCAGGAAGCUUAGACUAGGGGAUGUGAAACCGACCAGUAUUUCAUUACAACUAGCUGAUCGAUCGGUGACAUAUCCUAAAGGCAUAGUGGAGGAUGUAUCAGUCAAGGUGGACAAAUUUAUCUUCUUAGUGGAUUUCAUUAUCUUAGAUAUGGAGGAAGAUAGAGAGGUUCCUUUGAUAUUGGGGUAUCCAUUCCUUGCAACUGGCAAGGCACUUAUAGAUGUCCAUGAGGGUAAGCUUACUUUAAGAGUGGGACAAGAAGAGAUGGGAGUCUCGAAGAAUCUCAAUGAUCGUAUCAUGGACGGUGUUUCGAAAGCUCUGAGGUCAUUGGCUUUAAGGCCUCUGCACGACCUCCACAUGUUUCCUCAUGAUAAGUAUGCAAAAGAGUUUGGAAUCAUGAUUAGAAAUCAGCUUGCUGUAGUUGAUGCCCGGAUCUUGCCACCUCCAAAGCUAAAGUAUCAUGACUUUGGGAGGAAGAAGAUGUGCAAUCCUAUUAUGGGUCAGUGGAACAUGAUCAACAAGGUGAUCUAA
Elaeis guineensis (African oil palm) is the source of this 1554-nucleotide messenger RNA. NCBI's taxonomy places the organism in Eukaryota, Viridiplantae, Streptophyta, Magnoliopsida, Arecales, Arecaceae. The record is from RefSeq and is a predicted model, not a curated record.